Molecule: messenger RNA, 1204 nt
Organism: Drosophila elegans
Lineage: Eukaryota; Metazoa; Arthropoda; Insecta; Diptera; Drosophilidae
Product: protein FAM210B, mitochondrial
Exons: 4
Coding region: 97-1092 (331 amino acids)
Cellular component (GO): mitochondrion
Source: RefSeq, a predicted model, not a curated record
UUGCUUUUUUUGUGGUCACAUUGGAGACAGCAGUGGCAUUGUGUAAAAUUUUUAGCUCAUUAUCUUGAAUAUACAUAUUUGUGCUGAUUCAUAAAAAUGUUUAGCACAUUGGGAAAGGCGCCAGCUGUGCUGCAAGGACACUCACCUAUUAAAUUGUUAAGCCUCAGAAGAUGGGCAGCUUUUCAACAAUUUCACUUGAGUGUAACAAUGGAUAAUUACAUAGAAGCGGCACCAAUUCCUAUCCCUAUUAAUGUGGACGCUGCUGAAACAACUCGAUUCUCCCCUCUACGUUCACGUGAUAUCUCGUCCACUGUGAUUCCGGUACAAGCGUUAAUCUCAAGCAUCGACAUCACCACUGACAACAGUUUCAGUGCAGUCUUUUCGAACGAUUUUCAAGAUGCUCAUGUACAAUCCUACGAUUGCAUUGGACUAAUUAGCCUCAACUCAGCGAUGCAAAGCAAUGUACCAACGCCGUUCGGAGGAUUCAACAAGUUUUCACAUCUUAAUAUGCCCGGCGGACAGUGGUCACAGGAAUAUAAGUUUAUAUCACAAAAUAUUCAAAAUUCUCACUACAGUGCUCUUCGCGAAAAUUCAAGAGCGGAUUGGGCGACCUACGAUCAAAAUGCCAUUGUUGGAAGUAUUGGCCAAGAAGGUUUCCUCUCGCGACGAAGAUAUUGUACCCAAUCAACGUCUCGAUCCACCGUCACAGCUAAUUCAUCCUCAUCGAAAUCGGUUUCCACAGACACACCUGUAGGUGUAAAACUGAGUUCAAAGGAGCAACUAAAGCGGGCUUUUAAGGAAUAUGGAGUUUCCAUUGUGGCCUUCCACGUAGGAAUAUCGAUGAUUUCGCUUGUGUGUUCUUAUGUACUCAUAUCUAGUGGAGUAAACUUGGUUCCCGUUCUGGAAUAUCUUGGAAUAGGGUCACCUGCAAUAGCGGAAAAAGUUGCCACAGGGAGCACCUUUGUUGUUGCCUACGCCGUACACAAAGUAUUUGCACCUGCAAGAAUUACCAUCACGUUGGGUGCCAUACCGUUUUUAAUACGAUAUUUAAGAUCGAAAGGAUUCCAAAUGCCUAAAAGCAAAAACCCUUAGCCAUCAUAUUAUUGUUAUCAAAAUUAUAUAUGUAUAAUGCUAUAUAUCAAUCCUUCAUGAAAUACUUGGUUUAUUAAUAAAAUGGUUAAUUGGUUCCGUUUCAUUUUCAAAA